UUCCCCCUGCACCCUGUCCGGGAGUGUUUCAGCAGCCUGUGACGGCAGCCAGGCCCCCAUGGCCUGGCACUGAGCCCUCUGCAUCCUCCUCCCUGCCCCAGGGCUGGCCCCAGUGCUGCUCCACCAGGGAAACGCCAGCCCAGGAGCUGCAGGAAGAUGAUGGACCUGCCUGCCUCCCCACCGGCGUUGAGGAUGUGGCUGGGGCUCGGGCUCUUCAUGCUGCUCUGCCUUGGGAUAGGCCAAGCACUGGAGAAGAAAGUAGUCAAAAGCAAAGUGGGGGAAAAGGUCAGCCUGCCUUGCUGUCAUGAGAUCCCCAGCUCAGAAAGCCUACACAAGUACCGGGUCUACUGGCAGAAGAACAUUACAGACGUGGUGCUGGCCUACUCAGAGGGGAACAAGAUCUUUCAUCACGAGCGCUACCAGAACCGGACAGAGAUGGACCCCUGGAACCUCACUCUGUGGAUCUCCCCCAUGGAAAUCCUGGACAAUGGCUCUUACCAGUGCGUGGUUCAGCGCAACUCGGUCCUCGUGUGCAGCGAGUCCGUCAUCCUCUUUGUGACAGCUGACUUCAGCACGCCCAACAUAACAACAGAAGUGUCCGCCGAGUCUUGCGAGUUGACUGAGAUGGUGAUAACCUGUUCUUCUCACGGAGGGUUCCCCAAGCCCAAAAUCUCUGGGGCCCUCAACAACGUGUCCAUGGAGUGGAAUGCCAGCUGGGUGUCUGAGUCCAGCUUCAGCCCCUACAGUGUCACUGGAAAGCUGGUGCUCAACGUGACCAAAGACGUCAACAUCUCUUGCUCCGUUGAAUACAGCGGCUUUGCCAAGUCCUCCAGUUUGCUUCUGAAAAAAACAAACAGCUGCGUUGUUCCUCCUGUGCCUCCAUCUUAUAAUGUCAUUAUUGCUUCAAUUAUCAUCCUUAUCAUCUUCAUUCUGGCUAUCACCCUGGCAGCAAGAUACCUCCCAAGGCAUGUUUGUUCUCAGUGUUGUAAGCACCAGGAUUCGGUGGAAGAGGGUGUGAAAGAAUACACAAAAGCACCCAUGAGCUCUAAAGUGACAUCUGAAACAUCAUCUGUAUGACCAGAUAGCAUUUGCAGGUUCCUCGCGCUGUGCAUCCCGCACUGCAGACUCCACUGUUGGCUGUACAGCGACGCUUGCUGCACCGCCCCUCUCUGCAAGGGGGUGGCAGCGGGAGAAAACUCUGCUCACCACGGCUGGAACACGACCUCCUGUGGACGGAUGCAAACCCCCGGCCACGCCACGGGAGCUGUGCCGUGGCCCGGGCACAAGGAGGUCGCUGGGAUCCCAGGACCCUCCGUGUUCCUGCAGCGGGGCAGAAGGAUGUCACCACUGCCACACCACGACAAGGCUUCAGCCACCUCUGGCUUUGAUGCUGCCUCUGAGAGAAUCAGGGGCCUGCAGAGCCCUAGCAGGGUGCCCAUGCCCUCCUACCCCUUCAGAAACACGGAGCUGCCCUUUGGGACACCCCAAAUCCUGACAUGGAGUCUCGUCAGUUUGUGCCUCCGUGUUGUGAGUGGGAGCAGCCAAAACUGCUUUUAUAUUCAGCCUUACACAAGUAUCUGUUCUUCCUGCUGGAGGACUUUGGAUUUGGACUCGACCAUUACAGAUACACAUCCCUUCUCCCCUAAAGAGGAAAUAGUGGACACAUUUCUCAUGAAAAAAAGACAUUUUGGAAGCGAGUCUAUGUGCCUCAUGCUUAUUUGCAGCGCUACGAGACUUUUACACACUGACAGCACUCCUAAGAGCUAAUUAAUACUGCUUACCUACUGCAGUGGCACAAGUUCUCACAACCUUUCUCUCCUGAAAGGACAGCCUUGCCAACCCAAGCACCGAGGUACAGCUGCUCCAUCCAGCUGCUAUGUGAGGGCACACAUAGGGCCAAGCUUCCACGUGCAUCCCCUCUUCCCAGCCACACCUGUACAGCCCCGCUGGAACUCGUGUGACAGCCAGUGGUGAUCUCGUGUGUAUCUGCUGUAAUCAGAUGUAACUCGGGGCCUUGCUUCACAAACAUGGGUCUGCUUCUGUGUGUGCAUCUGCCACGGGAUACUUGUUAGGGAAAGCUCUGCAGAUUUUUGGGAGUUUCGCACAGCAACGUGAGGAUAUUUACAUUGCUGCUUUCUGCCAGUGUUCUCUCUACCCAGCCAGGACUAGAAGGAAUUUCCCUACAGGAUGACAACAUUGAACAGGACUCAUCUGAUCCGGGUGACAUUCUUGCCUACUGUGUAGGAAAAAAUGGCUUCUCGUUUUGAGGGGAAAGGAGGAAAAUGCCCCAACCCCCAAUAAGCUUCCUAAGCAACUCUGCCCUGAGUUUGACUGGAACGUUUUUCCCUUUUGCUCUGCAGGCUGUACCCAUUCCCUCACUGUUCUAUCCACGUUAUCAGGGCAAACCAAAGUCUGAAAGCACAGUGCCAUCCUCUUUGUGGAAUAUGUUGUUACUUGAGCUGCUUAUCUUCCUAGGACACAGCAAAGACACAGUCCAUCCAUUUCACUUUUUUUCUAGUUGGUACAUAUUGAGAAACUGCUGGAGAAAAUAGGAGGAUUAAAAGUGGUUUAUAGGAUACUGAGCUCUGAGAUUAAGUAAAAAAUAAGACAAUGCUCUCUUCCUACUCCUGCAGAGUCACGCUGUGCCAUCACCUUUUUACUGCUUUCCCAUUGUAUCAAGUGCAAUGGGAACUUCAGAACAUUCUUACAGAGGAGUUUUUGACAGAGAAAAGGAGGCAAGCUGGGGGUUAAGGAAACAAUUGCACUUGUGUGUUCUGGUUGCAAACAGAACACAAGUGACAGAAAUCAGGGUGUUUUCAAAAGGCAGCCUGACCCUAUUGCAGGACUUGGUGCAUGAGUGAUGUGUCUCACAGUUUUCAGGUUUCCUGUUCCUUCAGCCUAUGUGUGCUCCAGCACAAACCACCAGCUCCUUGCAGGCUCACCACCCUCUCUUGGCAUUCACUUCCAACUUUGCUGAUUUCCAUCACUGCUCUUCCCUACAACCACACUGCAGCUGCACCUUGGCAGCCACACCACAGCUCUGCCAGUUGUACCAGCAUGUUUUCCCUCUCACUAUCCCAUGCUCUCUUCUGCUCCUGACCAGUAAUUGCUUAGCCUCCCGGAAAAGGGCUUGCCUUUUGCUCUGUGCCAAACCUUUCCACAGCACCACAAACUCCAGUAACACUUCCAGUAACUCCUUCUAAAGGAAUCCAAAAAUUUCACUGACAAGUAUGUCUAGCAUCAGGUUAUUUGGCUCAUUUUUCAUUAAGCACUAAUACUCUGGAUCACGUUUUCUAUUGCCUUAUGCUGUAUUCAGUGAACUGCACACAAAUGGUUUCUGUGAGACCUUCUCAGCUUCACAUCUGUGUCAUUGUAGCAAGUGAGCUGCUUUGUUUACCCUGUUUUGUAUAUAAUGUUGUUUCCUGGGGUUCCUCCUUUAAUUGUAUUAAAAAAUAAAUUGUAAACUCGGUUUCCUUUCCUUAGUAAUAAAAGAUGUCUGUCUAUGCAGUGGGUAGAACCUCUGUUAUUCAUGUUAGCCACCAUUCCACAGCAUCCAGGUAGAAGCAGGGUCACCUGUACCAGGUACAGCUGGCAUCAAGCCACAGCUCUGUCCAGUGUGCUGACAGCAGUGACAAAAUGACACUCAGGCAAUCCAACUUGUGACUUCCACACCCCUCACAUCUGUUUGCCAGGGGCUAGCUGAGCAGUGUAGCCACAGAUCAUCCUUCUCCCUCCACAGGAGGUUCUCUGCAAAAGGAAAACUCAGUGUAAGCUGUUCUCACUGUAUCCCUGCUCCUUGGGUUACCUACUCUGAAAGUGGAGGGUCAAUAAUUUCUGUGCUCUGCUUUUGCUGGGAGUGGAGGGAGUGGGGAUGUGAAGAAUCCUUUACAGAUAUGUAAGAAACAAACUCUGAACCAAUUCUUCACUCCCUAUUCAGGAGUCCAAGAAAUAAGGAAGUGCAGGGAACUAAUUUCAGCAGGAAACUGAGAAACAAAUGGCUGCUAAUUUUCAGUGCAGCUGGAAGUUUCUGCUUCCCCUUAAAAACAUGUAGCAGCCCUCCCCUGCACAGAGAGAAAAUCCACACCACUGCUACACCUUGGCACAGCCUUCCCUCUCAUGGAAGAACACCCCUGCAUCAAUGGUCAGGCACAGGAAAAUUAGUAUUCUUUAGGCAUCACAUCAAAUACCACCAAACAGAAAUAGAGACAGAGCAAUGACACAGCUAAAUGUCAUCAGAGCUAGAAAGGCCUCUUCUUUUUUUUUGGGGGGGGGCAAAGGACAACACCAUUACUGUCACCAACACAUACAGCUUAAAACAGGAAGGGGAAAAAAUACAUCCAUACCUCUGUUUAUGCAAAUCCUUCUCUUACACAUAGAAAAGGAAAAUCAGAGCUGGUUGAUGACAACCCUGAAAUACACAUGUUUCUUCAAUGGAAAAAUGAGCUACACUGGAGUGUUUAAAAAAUUAAAUGCUCACUUCAGGAGUCAGAAAACACAACACCUUCUUGAAAGCAAACUGUGCCAAAAAUCUGCUUUGGGUGGGUGGAAACACUCUGUGGGAUUGACUGUUCAUAUUUCAAUCAACACUAAUUAUCUGGAAAAGCAUUAGACCAGAACAGAUUCUUCUCUUAUGAGAAGAACACUCAAAAAUCCUGCCUGGAUGUAAUUCCUUUUAGCAGGAGAGGAAAGAAAGAGAACAGGAAUUCUGACCUCCUGCUUUGGGGAGAGAGUGAUGGGGCAUCUCACCCUUCUGAGCCCAGACCAUGUUACAGUAACUCCAGCACCACCCACAGGUAACAGCUCUGACUGAACAGUUCAUCUCUGGAACACAAUAACAGAGCUGGCACCCUCGUGGCUCUUGCCUCUGUUACUGCCUGGGUUGAGGAAUGUCUGGUGGGAUCUUAGAGCUCUUCUCAAGGAGUAUGACUCAAGGAUGCUGCUCUAGUACCAACACUGUGCUGGCAUAAAGCACCAGCUGUACUGACAUAAAGAGCUUAUGGACACAGUCACCACUGCUCAAUGGCUUUAUUGAGUGUCUUGAACUACAUUUCCCCCAAAAGUCAUCCCCUGAUUUCCAAACUGUAAAUGAAAUUAGAGGCCUUCUUGUUAAAACGUCCACAGUGCCAAGCCUUCCAUUGUCACCACCAGAAAUAAGUCAUGUUUUCUGUGGCACGCUCUGGCUUUUAUUGAGGAAC
Molecule: messenger RNA, 5195 nt
Organism: Passer montanus (Eurasian tree sparrow)
Lineage: Eukaryota; Metazoa; Chordata; Aves; Passeriformes; Passeridae
Product: T-lymphocyte activation antigen CD80-like
Exons: 7
Coding region: 157-1077 (306 amino acids)
Biological process (GO): immune response; T cell costimulation; cell surface receptor signaling pathway
Cellular component (GO): external side of plasma membrane
Source: RefSeq, a predicted model, not a curated record